AUGUUGAUGCGAAAAAAAGAAAAGGAUGAGCAACCGUCACCUUCUGGUUUGGUUGAAGCGGUAUCUUCGAGGUCUAAAACUACAAAAACCAAUUCUGUGGAGGAAUUUACAACGCCACCUGCACUUGACCUGAGUACAGAAGAAAGACUUCAUCCUUCCACUAAGAUUAAGCUGCAGCUCUUUCCAAUAGAUGAAAACACUCGUCUAGGAUUAGAAAAGGAUGGGUUUCAUCCAUACUUGGAAUUGACUUUAAGUGCUAGAAAGAAGAUAUCCUCUGUGCUUAAGCACACUGAUAGCAAAUGGGGCAGUUCAAACAUUGCUGUUGGGGAGCCCAUGCUUUUCCCAUAUGUAGCAGAAAAUCCAACCAGUUACCGAUGGACAAGAAAUGACAUUUUUAUCAGUGCAAGGGAUGUCUAUGCAACAAUUGGAAGCCCAUCUGUGUUUCGUUUAAGGUAUGGGUGGGUGUCUGAUUUUCAAACAAAAACCUUGGGACAACCUUCUAUAUCAACUCCCUUCAAAGCCUCUUCAAAACUUGAAGGUGCACAGAAAAGUUGCAACACUUACAUGGAGAAUAUAUAUGGAAAUGAUGAAAAAGCUAAAGUAUCCAGUGAAGAAUCUGGAAAACCAAUCUUUAUGAGUGGAGAAACAAAUGUAGCUGUUGCUGAAAAGAUGUCUAACGGAGGAGUUUGUUCUACGGAAAAUGAAGUGACAAUGGAUAGCAGCAUUGGGCAAUCAUUGGCUAUGUGGGAAGACAGUCUAAAUAACAUUAGCAUAGGAGGCCUGCUGUCAGAAGCAUCAUUGCAGGGGAGGUUGGGUAGUUGUGAUCCAAAAUCCAAUGGGAUCACUUCAGGGUCAUCUCAAUUAAUCUCUGAUUCCUUUGAUGCUUUCCUUGGUGGUCAAAUGAACCCCUGUAAAAAUCCAAGACUUCCAGUUCAGGACUCACAUUCCUCAAUUUUAGAUGCUGAUGAUACGUGCCAUGCAUUUCCGUUUCAAAAAUUUUCUUCAAUGGGUGAAAAUGCUAUAGCUUCUGGUGGAAGUGCUUAUUCUCAUGCCUGCAGUCAGGACACCAGUUCUAAGUCAUUCAAAAAAAACCAUCCAACAGAGGCCAAUAUUCAAUUACAAGUCCAGGCUUGUCAACAAUCAGACAGAGAUUCGCGAGUAUACAACGGUGAAAGCAGUCUGGGGCUCUCAGAUAUUAAAUGGACGGAGUCUUUGGGACCAUUUGAUCUGGGCUUGUCUUCUUCCCGUAAAGUUAUAAGUGCAAACGAUAUUAGCAUUGACGGCAUUGUGAAGUAGUAGGUUCCUGUGGAUAGAGUCUAUAUGAAGUGAUAAAGAGCAAAGAUAAAGCCUUUAUUCUACUGCAUAAACAUUCUCAACCUGUCUGCUUUAUAAAUUUUUAUCCUGUAAAUCUGCUUUUGGUUGUGUAUAUGAAAUUCAGAAACACUAUGGAAAUGAAAUGGGAAGCAAACAAUA
Messenger RNA from Hibiscus syriacus, 1473 nucleotides. RefSeq names its product TSL-kinase interacting protein 1-like. The transcript is spliced from 7 exons. Bases 1 to 1296 code for a protein of 431 amino acids. NCBI's taxonomy places the organism in Eukaryota, Viridiplantae, Streptophyta, Magnoliopsida, Malvales, Malvaceae. Gene Ontology annotation, biological process: pattern specification process. The record is from RefSeq and is a predicted model, not a curated record. Gene Ontology annotation, cellular component: nucleus. Gene Ontology annotation, molecular function: chromatin binding.